GUGGAAGCUCCUACUGAACAAAUGGCUUAACACAAUGUGACAACUGUCUUUCGCCUGCAUUGGCUACUUGUAGAGCGGUCUGUUUCUCUUCUUCAAUCCUCUCGCUUUUUCUAAUGUAUGCUUGUAGUAACGGCUAGCAGAUGGCUAUUCAUCAAGCCCUACGGUCGCGUCCCAGAUAUUAAAAUGGUGCCUAUGGUGUUUGUUCGGCGCCACACCACAAUACCUGUGCCCAGAGCCUUUGGAAGUUUCCGAUACCGGGCUCGAGAUUUUCUCGUCAUGACAAGGACGCCAGAGCAUAGCUUGGAACUCUGGGAAUGGAGGGACUUGGAAGAUGGAACAAGAUCCGCUCUGCUCGUCCAACUCCGCGAUUAUGUCCUCCAGCUGCGAAGUAUCCCUCGUCCUGUCGGAUCAUCAACGGCGAUUUGUUCUGUUCUUGGUGGGCUUGUCUACGAUUUACGGCUCUGUACUGAUGGUCCUUACGGUCCAUACGUCGCGAGGAUCAAAUGAAUCUCCAGCUCCGCUUAGGUGUUCGUCUAGAGUGUAGU
Molecule: messenger RNA, 545 nt
Organism: Desarmillaria tabescens
Lineage: Eukaryota; Fungi; Basidiomycota; Agaricomycetes; Agaricales; Physalacriaceae
Exons: 1
Coding region: 118-507 (129 amino acids)
Source: RefSeq, a predicted model, not a curated record